This is a messenger RNA of Arabis nemorensis, 549 nucleotides long. NCBI's taxonomy places the organism in Eukaryota, Viridiplantae, Streptophyta, Magnoliopsida, Brassicales, Brassicaceae. The record is from the annotation of a GenBank genome assembly.
AUGGCGACUGAAAAACCUAUUACUACAGAGACUGUUGCCCUCACCGAGAAGAAAAUGGAUAUGUCUUUAGAUGCUAUUAUCAAGAUGUCAAAGAGCAAUACCAAUGUGAAAAAGGGCAAGAAACAAAGAACAUCGAAUAAAAAGGAGAGUUUUAAUGGUGCUUCGAAAAAUAGCGCGGUAAAGGCACAGCGUUAUAUGGACUCACGGUCUGAUGUUAGACAGGGUGCUUUUGCUAAGAGAAGGUCUCAUUUCCAAGGAAAUCAGUUUCCUAUAACAACAAACGUUGCUCAUAAAGCCGCUUCUGCUACUCCGCUCCGUGGUAGACCUUAUAAAACUGGAAGGAUGACUAAUACGAAUCAAUCAAGGUUUAUUACUCCACCUGAUCAGAAUAGAUCUGCUGCACACAGAGGGUUUGUCGCAAAGACCCAAUUGUGCUUGGAAACUGAUCCGAUAUGCGUAUCUGGUGUGUUAUACGAGCAUUAUGAUUUAAAGCAUUUACAACAUCGUGGCAUAUCCAUAACCAAAGAGAUUUUGAUACUUAUUGAUUGA